ACUGGCUGUGCUGAUGUACUUCGAACACAACAACAUAUUCUUGGAGGCCCUGCAGUUGUGCUGUAAGCUUGUACGGAGGUAUGCUUUCUGGUGAUCACUCACAGCAUCACUUGGCUCGAUCGCAAUCACGAGUGCUUUGGAACGUAGCGCGCGAGUAGUCUUGGCAUAUCUACAUUGAAACCGACAAAGUAGCAACUGUGCUUCUCAAUCCCCGUGCCUUCAGACAAGACGACACACAGACAUAGAGGGCAAUGUAAGACCGAUUGAGAGCUCUGAUAUUCGCCACGUAACAUCACCGAAAACAAACCGUCUUGAGGAAUAAUGACAGGUAACACUGCACAGUCGUGGAGACGAUAAAUAGUCUGCACAUGUGAACCCAGUCAAAUCACUCACAAGACACUUGCAAGAUGUCCUCCAACUCCCCUGACUCACAACAGAACAAAGCAAUCUCGCAGCGCCAGUACAGAGGGAAGGAAGUGGAGGGAUUUGUGGAGCUUCAGCUGGUCAUCCGUGAAGUGACGGGGGGAAGAGACGUCCCAGUAAAGCGUCAUGAAACCUUGACGAAAGCGGCACAGAAGAUUAGAGAGCUUAAGCAUCAAAAUGAUGAAUUGCGCAGACAGCUCAGCAUCAUGAUACCAGAUCCGUCGCGUGGAGCGCUAGGUGGUCAGGUGCCCGGGGCAGGGCCAGGGGGAGCUACCGUUAACCCAUAUGCUCCUGGUUUCAGUGCUUGGGAGAUUGACUCCAGCACAGCCCAGUAUCCCGCUCAACCAUAUUUUGACAACGCUGAAGUGUCAGAAUUUAACUUGCCGCAUGGGUACCCCGAACAAGGCAGUGGCAUUUAAGUGAUUGAACAUCAGGCAACAGGAGCAAGAUGGAAUUGGCAACAUCUCACUAUUAAUUAUAUAUUGGUCUCUAGUAACUCGUCUUGUGCUUUUUGUAGAAUUAUCGGAUCAUUCCUCUUGAAUACUUAGCAAAAAAAGAGAAGGAUCGGCUUGAGCGAUAGAGCAAUUGCACAGUUUUAAGAAGGCUUGUCUUUAACUCCGGUGUAAGCACGCUGGCUUACCUGAGUUCCCAUACUAAGUAUAUAUACUGUCGCUGAUACUGAAAGCUAAGCUUUCAGUAUUCU
Molecule: messenger RNA, 1126 nt
Organism: Suillus paluster
Lineage: Eukaryota; Fungi; Basidiomycota; Agaricomycetes; Boletales; Suillaceae
Exons: 4
Coding region: 408-842 (144 amino acids)
Molecular function (GO): protein dimerization activity
Source: RefSeq, a predicted model, not a curated record